GGAAAAAAUGACAGGAGAUGCUUUUUGAUCUACCUGUAAGUACAGAGCUGGGAACAAUGACAGAGCCGAAAUUUACUAAAGCUCUCGCACACGAACACUUUUUAGUUGCAACUUGUCUAUCCAAAAAAUAAAUUUGCAUGCGCCAUGUCACGUUUUUUUUUCGACCUGAAGACAUUUGUCUUCGUGCGACUUUAAGAAAAGAAAAACAAGUUGCAAAGGACACAAAUCAGAGUAACGAGUUUGCCUGCCCGAAAUCCAAAAAAAUGACAUGUUUCCACAAGGGAUCAAUUGACCGAGGACACAAAUUAGAGUAACGAGUUUGUCUGCCCGAAAUCCAAAAAAAUGGCAUGUUUCCCCAGGGGCUCGAUUGACCGAGGACACAAAUCAGAGUAACGAGUUUGCCUGCCCGAAAUCCAAAAAAAUUACAUGUUUCCCCAGGGGCUCAAUCGACCGAGGACACAAAUCAGAGUAACGAGUUUGCCUGCCCGAAAUCCAAAAAAAUAACGUGUUUCCCCAGGGGAUCAAUUGACCGAGGACACAAAUCAGAGUAACGAGUUUGCCUGCCCGAAAUCCAAAAAAAUAACGUGUUUCCCCAGGGGAUCAAUUGACCGAGGACACAAAUAAGAGUAACGAGUUUGCCUGCCCGAAAUCCAAAAAAAAUGACAUGUUUCCCCAGGGGAUCAAUUGACCGAGGGCGCAAAUCAGAGUAACGAGCUUGCCUGCCCCUAUCUACUCGCACUAAAAGUCAGCCGAGCGGGUCCCGGGCCCCUAUUUUCAGAUGUUUGGCUUGAAAAUAACACGACAUAUAUAAGGAAAUGCACGGAAGAACAAUGUAUCGGGUCCCUCCUUUCUUGAAACCCUUGUUUCGGACCCCUCUUUCUGGAACACCUGGUUCUGCCCCUGAAAGCAUAUUUUUUUACAACCACCCCCCCUCCCCGUACAUUUUACCUCUAUUUUAUCAGAUAGCAUUUUAUCUUACCAGAUGGAUCACCAACAACCGACUAAAGUCGGUAGGCGACUGGCUAAAGUACUGCUCCCAACUUCAGCUGCUGCACGUCUCAAAUAAUUACAUCUCGGAGGUGAACUCUUCAACUGUUCCUUGCCCAAGACGUCUUCAAAUUCUGAUCUUGUCAAAUAAUCGGAUUACGCACUUAAAGCAAGAUGCUUUUGUCUCAGCACGUUUACUUGAAAUUAUAAUUCUUGACCGCAACCUCAUUCAAGAACUGGACAUAUCAGUCUUCCCAAGUCCAUCAAUCAUCCAAGUCAUCAUACAUCAGGAUUCAAGUAUCAACUUCCAAGUUCAUCUGGCGGGACACCCUUUCACCAAGCAAGUGUUUGCGGGUAACGGUUACACCUGUGCAACACGAGGAGGACUAAGGGGGCCCUCAUCUUUGUGUAAUCCCUGUCCCGUGGGGACCUAUAUGGGAGAAGAGUGCGCCACGUGCUGUAUCAAGUGCCCUGCAGGAGGAUUCUACCAAGAUGAAAUUGCGCAAAUACAAAUUAACGAGUAUGGGAAUGGCUGUAAACGCUGUCCUCUGGGACGAUAUGCCAGCCAAACGGGUACCUCCUCUGAACAGGACUGCCAGGCUUGUCUUGAAGGAACAAAGCAUGAUUACUUUGCUGGCUUCCGUGCAUGUUUCUGCUCAGAUAACCACUUCCGCUUUAGCCGAUUUGGUCCCUGUUUUCCCUGCCCAGCCGAACUCUUGUGUAGGAAUGAGUCCUUCAUUCUAGCUCCUGGAUACUACUGGCAAUGGCGAUCAAACGCAUCAUUUCAGAAUUUCAUUCGUUUCACAUCCGAACUUUUAAUUCGGGACGAUUCGUAUGACCGUGAUGUAGCAUCAAUUAAUGUGUCAGAGAUUCCUUUGACUCACAAAUGCCCUCGAGCGGAGUCCUGCCUUGGUGGGCUGAAUGCCGAGUGUGCUGAAGGCUACGGGGGUCCUCUGUGUGCAAACUGUGCCGUAGGACAUUACAAAUUCGCUAAUUGGUGUUUGAGAUGCCCAUCUGUCGCCACUGAGGCUCUACAAGCUUCUGGAGUGGUUGUCUCUUACUCUGUUCUUUUUAUUUUGUCGUCUCUUAAGCCAGGAGACCCCACUAACCGCUAUCUUACUGAUAGCAUUAUCUCGAUGGCUAAGAUUGUUGUGGGCUUUUACCAGGUAGUGCCCAAUUCAAUAGAGUCCAUGCAAUCAGAGAAUGAGCUUCGGUAUUUUGAAAUUUUUAUUUUGAGGUUGACCAACGUUUUCAAACUCGACUUACUGAACAUUUUUCCGUUUGAAUGCCACAUGUUUGGAGCUGGAGCUAGAAGAAAGUUCAUUUGGAGCAUGGCCGUGUACAGCUUCAUCAUAGCGCUUGCUCUUGUUCUGUGCUGGCUUCCAAAGACUAAACGCUUAUACAACGUGACGGAAGCCCAGUCGCACUUCGUAAACGCCAGAACAAGUGCCUUAAGUUGCGUUUUCAUUCUGCUGAUAAUCCUUUAUCCUCCCACCAUCUUUAACGUAUUCGCCAUGUUACCUGAGAGCUGCCAAGAGAUCUGCCUCGACGUCAAAGACGAGAGUUGCACAUCCUAUCUCAGCAAUGACUUCACAACUGAAUGCAGCAGUAAAGACUUCAAGAGCAUGUCCUUAUUUGUGUAUGCCUCCACCGUUAUCAUGCUGAUGUUACCAUUGCUUGGUUUUCUGCUGAUAAGGCGAGCAUUGAGAAAAGAGGUCUAUGAUGACGACAUUAAAAACGGGAUGAGGUCUCUGUACAUCAACUACACCCCUAGCUGCUACUACUGGGAGAUGGUGGAGAUGUAUCGCAGAGCACUGCUAAUGGCGGUGAUUGUCUUUGCUGUGUCGGAUAAUGGCUUGUUUUUGUGCUUCGCCGGCAUUUUGUUUGGGAUGUACGCAACGUUGUUUGCCUUUAAGAGACCCAUGAAGAACACCCAUGAACACUGGCUCCAGCUAAUGUCAAUUCUUAUCGCCAUGGUGGCAAAGCAGAUCGCUUUGCUUGUAAAGAUUCCUGUUGAGGAGGAGGAAUCAGCCAAUGAAAUACAUUCCACUGACGUCAUGUACUUUAACCUCGUUACCAAACCUCUGUUUGUUUUGGUUGUGUUCGGUUAUGCCUUGUUUGGGUGUUUGGGAGUGGUCACGAGAUGCAGGAAUGGACAGACAAUCAAUGUAAGCAGUGCAGCCAUCCAACAUGAAGACAAUGAAGACCGAACAGACGAACAGCAGGUACUGGGAGAUUGAGAACUUGUGCAAAUAAUGAGAACACAUCAAUACCGAGAUGCUCAAGUCGCUGUGAAAAUGUCGUCCAUAUUAUUGACCACACCAAGCCUCGUUCAUCAUUAGCAACAUCCACGUCCAUUGCGACGAUAACUAAAGCAGCUGCUUCGAACUACAAGUCCUUCUCUUAAGUGUCUACAGUCGAAAAGAUCCAAGUAGUUGGAAGGGUAUAUUGGUACCCAUCCAGGCGCAAGGUAUAGGUCAGGCCCGUACCCAGGAGGCGGUGCCUCACACCCCACACCCACACCCACAACGGCGGAGUGUUGGCAUAGAAAAUCCUUUUUUCUUCUUUUGGGGUAGUAAGAUAUCUAUCAGAAAACUCAACCCCUCCCCAGCCUCACCCCGGAAAAAACUAGGCACCCCUUCACCUUAAAAAAUCCUGGGUACGGGCUUGUAGGACGUAGCCGCCGGAUCUGAUCAUUUAUGCCAAUGUAAUGCCGUGCAUUUGUGUAAAAUUGUAGAGUAAAUAGAAAUCAGUAUAUCAUCAUCUUGAGAGCAUCAGCUCAUUGUCAUUGAAAUAAAAAACUUACAGUAAACUUACCAAUAUGAA
Molecule: messenger RNA, 3813 nt
Organism: Nematostella vectensis (starlet sea anemone)
Lineage: Eukaryota; Metazoa; Cnidaria; Anthozoa; Actiniaria; Edwardsiidae
Exons: 10
Coding region: 816-3227 (803 amino acids)
Molecular function (GO): protein binding
Source: RefSeq, a predicted model, not a curated record